Paramecium tetraurelia is the source of this 288-nucleotide messenger RNA. RefSeq lists its product as uncharacterized. Gene Ontology annotation, biological process: regulation of DNA-templated transcription. The record is from RefSeq and is a predicted model, not a curated record. Gene Ontology annotation, molecular function: transcription coactivator activity. The transcript has 4 exons. Lineage: Eukaryota; Ciliophora; Oligohymenophorea; Peniculida; Parameciidae. Gene Ontology annotation, cellular component: nucleus.
AUGAGCUUCUAAACAACUGAUUCCAAGAAGGAAGAAUUUAGAAAAUACUUAGAAAAGGCUGGCGUUAUUGAUCAGUUAACAAGGGUUCUAGUAGGAUUGUAUGAAGAACCAGAAAAACCUAACAAUGCUAUUGACUAUGUGAAAAAGUACUUGGGAUCGCCUGUUGAUAUUGAUGUUGACAAACUCAAAUUAGAAUAUGAGAAACUUAAGGAUGAGAAUAUUAGAUUGAAGAGGGAAGUUGCUGAUUUAAAAAAAGAACUAUAAGCAGCCCAAUAAGAACAGAAUUGA